GUUCUGGGGGCCAGGGGGAAGCGGGAGAGCUUCAGAGAGAAGUGAAAUUAUCUGGGGAAGCAGAACCAGGGUAGUGCUGGGAGCGAAGUGGAAUUAUUGAUGGAUCUGGUGGCUCUCCAGACUGGAACAGCUCCCUCGGGUGUUGCAUGAGCUAGGCAUUAACUGGAAGAGUGAGAGCUGAACCCGGUUGCCCGAGGCGGAUCAGAACACGACUGAUGCUCUCUGGGAUUGCUGGGCAGUGGACAUCCUUCCGGCCCCUCCAUCUGGGCUCCUGUGGAUAGGAGGGGCCGGGUGAGCAGGCCAGCUGGGCUAUGAUUUGGUGUCUCAGUCUGACUAUCCUCAGCCUGGUCAUCAGCCAGGGGGCUGACGGUCGAAAGAAGCCUGAGGUGGUCUCUGUGGUGGGCCGGGCUGGGGAGAGUGCAGUUCUGGGCUGUGACUUGCUGCCUCCAGCUGGCCGCCCCCCUCUGCAUGUCAUCGAGUGGCUGCGCUUUGGAUUCCUGCUUCCCAUCUUCAUCCAGUUCGGCCUCUACUCUCCCCGAAUUGACCCUGAUUACGUGGGGCGAGUCCGACUGCGGACAGGAGCAUCUCUCCAGAUUGAGGGGCUCCGGGUGGAAGACCAGGGUUGGUACGAGUGCCGUGUGCUCUUCCUGGACCAACACAGCCCUGAACAGGAUUUUGCCAACGGCUCCUGGGUGCACCUGACAGUCAAUUCGCCCCCUCAGCUCCUGGAGACGCCUCCCUUAGUCCUGGAAGUGAAGGAACUGGAGGCUGUUACCUUGCGCUGUGUGGCCCGGGGCAGCCCCCAGCCUUAUGUGACUUGGAAAUUCCGAGGACAGGACCUUGGCAAGGGCCAGGGUCAGGUGCAAGUGCAGAACGGGACGCUCUGGAUCCGCCGGGUGGAGCGAGGCAGCGCCGGGGACUACACCUGCCGAGCCUCCAGCACCGAGGGCAGCGUCACCCAUACCACACAACUGCUGGUGCUAGGACCUCCUGUCAUCGUGGUACCCCCCAUCAACAGUACAGUCAAUGCCUCCCAGGAUGUCUCUUUGGCCUGCCAGGCUGAGGCAUACCCCGCUAACCUCACCUACAGCUGGUUCCAGGAUGGCAUUAAUGUCUUCCACAUUAGCCGCCUACAGCCUCGCGUGCGGAUCCUGGUAGAUGGAAGCCUGUGGCUGCAGGCCACUCAGCCUGACGACGCUGGCCACUAUACCUGUGUGCCCAGCAAUGGCUUUCCGCAUCCACCCUCCGCUUCCGCCUAUCUCACUGUGCUCUACCCAGCACAGGUGACAGUCAUGCCUCCCGAGACACCUCUGCCCAUUGGCAUGCGGGGGGUGAUCCAGUGUCCAGUUCGUGCUAACCCUCCACUGCUCUUUGUCACCUGGACCAAAGACGGGCAGGCCUUGCAGCUGGACAAGUUCCCGGGCUGGUCACAGGGCCCAGAGGGCUCACUCAUCAUUGCUCUUGGGAAUGAGGAUGCCUUGGGGGAAUACUCCUGUACCCCCUACAACAGUCUUGGUACUGCUGGACCCUCCUCUGUGACCCGAGUGCUGCUCAAGGCUCCCCCGGCUUUUAUAGACCAACCCAAGGAAGAGUAUUUCCAAGAAGUCGGGCGAGAGUUACUCAUCCCCUGCUCCGCUCGAGGAGACCCUCCUCCUGUUAUCUCUUGGGCCAAGGUGGGCCAGGGGCUGCAGGGCCAGGCCCAGGUGGACAGCAACAGCAGCCUCAUCCUUCGACCCCUGACCAAGGAGGCCCAUGGACGAUGGGAGUGCAGUGCCAGCAAUGCUGUAGCCCAAGUGGUCACUUCUACCAAUGUCUAUGUGCUAGGCACCAGCCCCCAUGUCGUCACCAAUGUGUCUGUGGUACCUUUACCCAAGGGUGCCAAUGUCUCUUGGGAGCCUGGCUUUGAUGGUGGCUAUCUGCAGAGAUUCAGUGUCUGGUAUACCCCACUGGCCAAGCGUCCUGACCGAGCCCACCAUGACUGGGUAUCGCUGGCUGUGCCUAUGGGGGCAACGUGCCUUCUAGUGCCAGGGCUGCAACCCCACACUCAGUACCAGUUCAGUGUCCUUGCUCAGAACAAGCUGGGCAGUGGGCCUUUCAGCGAGAUUGUCCUGUCUAUACCAGAAGGGCUUCCUACCACACCAGCUGCCACUACGCUUCCUCCAACAGAGAUGCCACCUCUCCUAUCCCCUCCUAGAGGUUUGGUGGCAGUACGGACACCCCGGGGGGUACUCCUGCACUGGGAUCCCCCAGAACUCAUCCCUAAGAGACUGGAUGGCUAUGUCCUGGAAGGACGGCAAGGCUCCCAAGGCUGGGAGAUACUGGACCAAGCCGUGGCAGGCACAGAAAUCCAGCUGCUGGUGCCUGGCCUUAUCAAGGACGUGCUCUAUGAGUUCCGCCUGGUGGCCUUUGCUGAUAACUAUGUCAGUGAUCCCAGCAACACAGCCAACAUCUCCACUUCCGGCCUGGAGGUGUACCCCUCCCGAACACAGCUACCAGGUCUCCUGCCCCAGCCCGUAUUGGCUGGUGUUGUGGGUGGGGUCUGCUUCUUGGGCGUGGCGGUCCUCGUGAGCAUCCUGGCUGCCUGCCUCAUGAAUCGGCGCAGGGCUGCCCGUCGCCACAGAAAACGUCUGCGCCAGGAUCCACCUCUGAUCUUCUCACCUAGGAAGUCAGGCCCGCACUCUGCUCCUGGCUCAGACAGCCCUGACAGCGUGACCAAGUUGAAGCUCCAGGGCUCCCCCGUCCCCAGCCUGCGCCAGAGUCUGCUCUGGGGGGAGCCUGCCCGACCUCCUAGCCCCCACCCGGAUUCUCCAAUUGGUCGGGGACACUUGCCACUGGAGCCCAUUUGCCGGGGUCCAGAUGGCCGCUUUGUGAUGGGACCCACUGUGGCCCCUCCACAGGAAAGGUUAUGUCUGGAGCGGGCAGAACCUCAGAACUCAGCCAAACGCCUGGCCCAGUCCUUCGACUGUAGCAGUAGCAGCCCCAGUGGGGUCCCACAGCCCCUCUGCAUUGCAGACAUCAGCCCUGUGGGACCGCCUCCUGCAGCCCCUCUACCAGGUCCAGGACCCCUGCUGCAGUACCUGAGCCUACCCUUCUUCCGGGAGAUGAAUGUAGAUGGGGACUGGCCACCUCUCGAGGAACCCACACCUGCUCCACCUCCAGAUUUCAUGGAUACUCAGCCCUGUGCCCCCUCAUCUUUCCUCCCACCACCAGACUCUCCUCCUGCAAACCUCAGGGCAGUGCUUCCCAGGACACUGAUGGGGGUCGGGGCCCCCUCAGAGCCCCCUUACACAGCUUUGACUGACUGGACCCUGAGGGAGCGGGUGCUGCCGGGGCUUCUCCCCGCUGCCCCUCGUGGCAGCCUCACCAGCCAGAGCAGUGGGAGAGGAAGUGCUUCCUUCCUGCGCCCCCCCUCCACAGCCCCCUCUGCAGGGGGAAGCUACCUCAGCCCAGCUCCAGGAGACACCAGCAGCUGGGCCAGUGGCCCUGAGAGGUGGCCCCGAAGGGAGCAUGUAGUGACCGUCAGCAAAAGGAGGAACACUUCUGUGGAUGAGAACUAUGAAUGGGACUCAGAAUUCCCCGGGGACAUGGAGCUGCAGGAGACUUGGCACCUGGGCUUGGCCAGCGCUCGGUCCCGACCCGAACAUGAGCCAGAGUUAGGUGUGAAGACUCCAGAGGAGAGCUGUCUCCUGAGCACAGCCCAUGCCCCUGGCCCUGAGGCCCGCUGUGCUGCCCUCCGGGAGGAAUUUCUAGCCUUCCGCCGCCGCAGGGAUGCUACCAGGGCCCGGCUACCGGCCUAUCAACAGUCCAUCUCCUACCCUGAACAGGCUACUCUGCUGUGAACACACUUAGUGGGAGGCUAGGAAAGGCAUAUGGAUCUGCCAAGGAGGCCAAGACUCUGGCUCCGAGCUUGGGCGCUGCCCCUACCACUCUGUGCGGGCAUAGACCCCGGUGGUGGCCUGGUGGUAGGCUUGAGUGAGCUUGGUGUAGAACGAAUGUACUGACUCUUUAGUUGAGUCUAGGGGUUGAACCGUGUGUGUGUGUGUGUGUGUGUGUGUGUGUGUGUGUGUGUGUGUGAGUGUGUGUGUUUAUAGUGUGGGUGCAGGUUUGUUUUU
Peromyscus californicus insignis is the source of this 4112-nucleotide messenger RNA. RefSeq names its product immunoglobulin superfamily member 9 (gene Igsf9). Gene Ontology annotation, biological process: cell-cell adhesion. The coding region runs from base 312 to 3839 and encodes 1175 amino acids. The record is from RefSeq and is a predicted model, not a curated record. The transcript has 21 exons. Gene Ontology annotation, molecular function: protein binding. Lineage: Eukaryota; Metazoa; Chordata; Mammalia; Rodentia; Cricetidae.